GGGCCCGGCUCCGGGGCGGGCGCUCCGGGCGCCCCGCGGAGUGACGCGGCGCCGCCGACAGACGGGCCCGGCCGCCGGCGGGACGGGAGCGGGCAGGCCGCGCGAUCCUGCUGCUGUCCCGGGUUGUCUGUUCCUGCUGCUGGCCGCUGUGGGCUCGUCCCCAUGCGCUCUUGGGCUGAGCGGGUACCAGCGGGGCAGAGAGGCUGGUGUGCCCCGGGGUGCUGAAGCCGGGAGGCCGCUGGACCCACCACUCCUGGGACCCUCCUGCUCCCCGCCUCGAGGAGCCCCGAUACUCUGAUGGAUCUGAGGCCCUGCUCGCUGCUUCUGCUCUGGACUCUGGUGGUUGCCCUCGCUCUCCUGGCGCAGGAGGUGCUGGCCCAGCGUAUUUACACCAACACGUGGGCCGUGCUCGUCCCUGCGGGGCCACAGGAGGCUGACAGGCUGGCCAGGAAGUAUGGAUUCCUCAACCUGGGCCUGAUCUUUGGUGACUAUUACCACUUUCGGCACAGUGGCGUGGUGAAGCGCUCCCUCUCACCCCACCAGGCCUGGCACAGCCGUUUGGCCAGGGAACCACAGGUGCAGUGGCUGCAGCAGCAGGAAGCCAAGCGCAGGACCAAGCGCGACAUCUUCAUGGAGCCCACGGACCCCAAGUUCCCGCAGCAGUGGUACCUGUACAACACCAACCAGCGGGACCUGAACGUGCGUCAGGCCUGGGAGCAGGGCUACACAGGCAAGGGCAUCGUAGUUUCCAUCCUGGAUGACGGAAUUGAGAAGAACCACCCUGACCUGGAGGGCAACUAUGAUCCAGGAGCAAGCUUUGAUGUCAACGACCAGGACCCAGACCCACAGCCCCGCUACACACAGAUGAAUGAUAACAGGCAUGGCACACGCUGCGCCGGGGAGGUGGCUGCCGUAGCCAACAACGGGAUCUGCGGUGUCGGCGUUGCUUACAACGCCCGUAUCGGAGGCGUGCGCAUGCUGGAUGGGGAGGUGACUGAUGCUGUGGAGGCCCAUUCCCUGGGCCUCAAUCCCAACCACAUCCACAUCUACAGUGCCAGCUGGGGCCCGGAGGAUGACGGCAAGACUGUGGAUGGCCCGGCCCGGCUGGCGGAGGAGGCUUUCUUCCGAGGGGUCAGCCAGGGCCGAGGAGGGCUGGGCUCCAUCUUCGUCUGGGCCUCCGGGAACGGGGGCCGUGAGCAUGACAGCUGCAACUGCGAUGGCUACACCAACAGCAUCUACACGCUGUCCAUCAGCAGCACCACGCAGUACGGCAACGUGCCCUGGUACAGCGAGGCCUGCUCCUCCACCCUCGCCACCACCUACAGCAGCGGCAACCAGAACGAGAAGCAGAUUGUGACGACCGACCUCAGGCAGAAGUGCACCGAAUCGCACACGGGGACAUCGGCCUCGGCACCCCUGGCCGCUGGCAUCAUCGCUCUCGCCCUUGAGGCCAACAAGAACCUGACCUGGCGGGACAUGCAGCACCUCGUGGUGCAGACAUCCAAGCCGGCUCACCUCAAUGCCAACGACUGGGUCACCAACGGCGUUGGCCGCAAAGUCAGCCACUCCUACGGCUACGGGCUGCUGGAUGCUGGUGCCAUGGUGAGCCUGGCCAAGAACUGGACCACGGUGGGACCUCAGAGGAAAUGUGUCAUCGACGUCCUCACAGAGCCAAAGGACAUCGGGAAGCGCCUGGAGGUGCGGCGGAAGGUGGACGCCUGCCUGGGCAAAGCCAACUACAUCAGCCGGCUGGAGCACGCCCAGGCGCGCCUCACCCUGUCCUACAACCGGCGCGGGGACCUGGCCAUCCACCUCGUCAGCCCCAUGGGCACCCGCUCCACCCUCCUGGCUGCCAGGCCCCACGACUUCUCUGCCGAUGGCUUCAACGACUGGGCCUUCAUGACGACGCACUCGUGGGACGAGGACCCCUCUGGGGAAUGGGUGCUGGAGAUCGAGAACACCAGCGAUGCCAACAACUACGGCACACUGACCAAGUUCACACUCGUGCUGUACGGGACAGCCACCGACUCCCCCAGCCUCUCCAACCAGCUGGAGAGCAGCGGCUGCAAGACCUUGACCCCCAGCCAGACCUGUGUGGUGUGCGAGGAGGGGUACUACCUGCACCAGAAGAGCUGCCUGAAGCACUGCCCGCCCGGCUUCGCGCCCGGCCUCCAGAGCACACACUACGAGCUGGAGAACAGCGUGGAGCCCAUUGCCCCGCACCUCUGCCUGCCCUGCCACACCUCUUGCGCCACCUGCACCGGGCCCGGCCCCAACCAGUGCCUGACCUGCCCCGCGCACUCCCACUUCAGCAGCCUGGACCUCUCCUGCUCCCAUCAGACGCAGAGCAGCCGUGCAUCCCCUGCCCUGGCAGAGGGCGAGGGGCUGGCUGAGGCUCCCCCUCCCACCAACCUGCCUGUCCUCAUUGCCAGCCUCAGCUGCGUCAUCAUCGUCAUCAUCUUCGUCACCGUUUUCCUGGUGCUGCAGGCGCGCUCAGGCUUCAGCCUGCGGGGAGUGAAGGUCUAUGCCCUGGACAGUGGGAUUAUCUCCUACAAGGGGCUCCCCUCUGACAUCUGGCAGGAGGAGGGCCCCUCCGAGUCGGACGGUGAGGACACCGAGGCCCACAGCGAGAGGACUGCCUUCAUCAGAGACCAAAGUGCCCUUUGAUGAGCCCUCCCGCCCCUCCCUCCUCCCUGCCCAGCACCAUGGGGCCAGGGUAGGCGAGGCCGAGGGGUCCCGGACUCUGCCCUCGUCCCUGUCCCGCACCACAGCAGCCCGGGGCUCCCACCCACCGGCACUGCCCCUUGGCCUGGCCUGGGCAGCCGGGCACAGCCCUGCUGGCACCGUCCCCAGCUCGGCCCCGUCCUGGUCUGGCUCCAUCUGUCUCUGCCCCGAGUCCACCCUGACCCUGUGCUGGGAUGUGUGGUGGCAGCAGGGUCACUGACCGGCCCUGCGCUGGUGGCCGUGUCCCCUGCCCGGGGUGGUGUCUGUUG
Neopsephotus bourkii (Bourke's parrot) is the source of this 2993-nucleotide messenger RNA. RefSeq names its product furin, paired basic amino acid cleaving enzyme (gene FURIN). Gene Ontology annotation, biological process: peptide hormone processing. Lineage: Eukaryota; Metazoa; Chordata; Aves; Psittaciformes; Psittacidae. Gene Ontology annotation, cellular component: Golgi membrane; trans-Golgi network. The transcript has 16 exons. Gene Ontology annotation, molecular function: serine-type endopeptidase activity. Bases 298 to 2667 code for a protein of 789 amino acids. The record is from RefSeq and is a predicted model, not a curated record.